AUGGCUGCUCGUAAAGAAUCGUCUAGUGUAACAUCCGAACAGUUUGGUAUCGGAACGAUCAGCAAUCCUGACUUUCGAGUGAAUAUAUAUGACCAUCUAACGCCCCGCCUUCAAUCACUUCUUUACGAAGCUAAAAAAUAUCAAAAGACGAUGGGAUACAAGUUCUGUUGGGUCAAAAACAGUUCUAUUUGCUUACGAAAAGCUGAAAAUUCACGAAUUACCAAAAUGAAAUCACUACAAGAUCUUACCAACUUAAUACAACAGGAAUCAACUGGCAACGACUCAAUGCUGAAUGAUUAA
Molecule: messenger RNA, 300 nt
Organism: Paramuricea clavata
Lineage: Eukaryota; Metazoa; Cnidaria; Anthozoa; Malacalcyonacea; Plexauridae
Source: the annotation of a GenBank genome assembly